AUGUCCAGCAACACGCUGCCAUUGCACCAAGGCGAUAUUACCUCAACACGAGGUGGUGGCAGUAUGGCUCCUAACACAAAGCAGGCUGUGGCCGAGUGCAUCUCAGAUGAUGCCCUGAUCCAUCUCAAGUCGUACAAAUACUCGAGCGUCGAUAAAUCACCAGUAUCGAAAUACAUUCUCGGUCCCUGGUGGAAUGCCUUUGUCGAGAUCCUACCGCUAUGGCUCGCGCCCAACAUGGUCACCCUCCUGGGCUUCUUCUUCAUUCUCUUCAACGUCGGGUUGAUGGUCAUCUAUGUGCCCGACUUGGUGGGACCCGCACCGUCAUGGCUAUACUUUAGCUUCGCGUUCGGCCUCUUCAUGUAUCAGACGAUGGACAAUGUCGACGGCAAGCAGGCAAGAAGGACCGGGACCUCGAGCGGUUUGGGCGAGCUCUUCGACCACGGCAUCGAUUCGCUCAACUGCACGCUCGCCAGUUUGCUCGAGACGGCCGCCAUGGGACUGGGCACCUCGCCUUCGGGUGUCUUCACGGCGCUUGUCCCAUGCCUUCCCAUGUUCUUCUCGACGUGGGAGACGUACCACACCCACACCCUAUACCUCGGCUUCUUCAACGGCCCUACCGAAGGCCUCCUCAUUGCGUGCGGCAUCAUGAUUGUCUCUGGAAUUUACGGACCCGACGUCUUCACGAAGCCUCUGGCGCAUAUCUGGGGCGACCACCUGCAGGGAGUGGCUCACCUCAUUGGGGAUGUGUCUUUCCGGGAUAUUUGGGUCGGCAUGUUGGUCUUGCUGCUGGUUACUUGCCACAUCCCCUUCUGCGUCCUGAACGUUGCCCGAGCGCGCCGAGCAAAGAACCUCCCCGUCCUCCCCGUCUUCUUCGAGUGGAUUCCGAUGGCCGUCUUCACCAUCUGCAUUGGUGCCUGGGUUUUCUCGCCCUACAGCUCGCUCAUGAAGGACAACCACCUUACCCUCUUCUGCUUCACCAUGUCCUUUGUGUUUGGACGUUUGACGACCAAGAUGAUCCUGGCGCACCUGACCCGCCAGCCGUUCCCUUACUGGACUGUCAUGCUGACGCCGCUGGUCGGCGGUGCCGUUCUCGGGAACCUUCCUCGAAUCGGUCUUCCCCAGAUCAGCCCCGAGCUGGAGUUGUUUUACCUGUGGGCCUAUCUCAUCUUCGCGAUGGUGGUCUAUUUCCGCUGGGCCUACCUGGUGAUUACCAGCAUCUGCAAUUUUUUGGGCAUCAACGCUCUCACCAUUCCAAAGGAGAAGCAGAUGGCCAACAAGAUGGCUGCCCGAGCCGCCACGAAGCUGCAUUAG
Messenger RNA from Trichoderma reesei QM6a, 1311 nucleotides. RefSeq lists its product as uncharacterized. The record is from RefSeq and is a predicted model, not a curated record. The coding region runs from base 1 to 1311 and encodes 436 amino acids. Gene Ontology annotation, molecular function: phosphotransferase activity, for other substituted phosphate groups. Gene Ontology annotation, biological process: phospholipid biosynthetic process. The transcript is spliced from 4 exons. Gene Ontology annotation, cellular component: membrane. NCBI's taxonomy places the organism in Eukaryota, Fungi, Ascomycota, Sordariomycetes, Hypocreales, Hypocreaceae.